AUGCCGAGCCACAUCUCCAUGCGGACGGCUCUGUUGCUGUCGCUGAUCACCAUCUGCUUCGCCCAUGUCGUCGCUCGGGGCCAAGCUCCAAACACUCUCGGUUUCAUCAACAUCGACUGCGGCAGCCCUCCCAACUCCACCUACGUGGACGCGAAUACCAACCUAGUGUAUGUCUCGGACGCGGAGUUCAUCGAUACUGGCGUCAGCCACAAUAUCUCCACCGACUACGAGGAUGAGAUGCGGCCGCGACUGUACCACGACCUCCGGAGCUUUCCCACCGGCGUUCGGAACUGCUACACCGUGCGGUCCCUCAGGCCAAACACCAAGUACCUGGUCCGCGCCAUGUUCCUGCACGGGAACUACUCCGGGCUGGCCAUUGACGACCUCAACGUGUUCGAUCUCCACCUCGGCGUCAACCUCUGGCAGACGGUGAAUGUCUCCAGUGGCGAGACCUUCUGGGCGGAGAUCAUCACCAUCGUACCGGACGACUACGUCCAGGUUUGCCUCGUCGGCAGACUGGGGUUCCACACACCGUUCAUCUCCGGCCUGGAGCUGCGCCCACUAGCGGACGAGCUCUACACAAUGGUGGCAAAUGCAUCCAUGUCCAUGGCCCUCCACCGCCGGCAGAACCUGGGACCCGACGACCAGUCUCUAAUCAUAAGGUACCCAGACGAUCCCCACGACCGCAUCUGGAGGGUGCUGCCGAACCCGCCCUUCUCAUGGAGACCAACAAGCACGACGGCCACUGUUCGCAAGGUCGUCGGGGACUUGUUCGAGGUGCCGUCCGCCGUGAUGCAGACGGCCGUCACGGGCUUACGUUUGGAGUUCGACUUUGACGCCGACGACUUGAACAAAGAGCUCGUUUACUACGUCAUGCUCCACAUCUCCGAGCUCAGGGCGCUAAAUCGCAGCGAGACGAGGUUCUUCGAGAUCUACCUCAACAACGACCUUCAGUUUACAUAUCUCUCCACCCUACCGUACCUGUACGCGGACGGCAUCUAUGGGCCGGUGACGGGGAGCACACAGUACGCCUACAGGAUCAAAUCCACAGUCAACUCGACGCUGCCGCCCACACUGAAUGCCCUCGAGAUCUAUCGCAUGGUGCCCACUGCACAGCGUGGGACUGAUGGAAGAGAUCUGAGUGCCAUUAUGGCUAUCAAGGCCAAGUAUCAGAUCAACAAGAAUUGGAUGGGUGAUCCGUGCGGUCCAAAGAUAUACUUGUGGGACGGUGUCAGUUGCAACUAUACAAAAUCUAGCCCACCAAGGAUCAUCUCUCUAAACUUAUCCUCCGCUCGAUUGACAGGAGAAAUAACAAGUGUUUUCGGAAAUCUCACAGCUCUUGUGAAAUUGGAUCUAUCUAUCAACAAUUUGACAGGAAAUAUUCCUGAAUUUCUAGCUCUACUUCCUUCGCUUGCUGUCCUAGAUUUAACCGGCAACAAGUUCGACGGAGUUCCAGAAAGUCUUCUUGACAGAUCGAAACAUGGAUCACUGACAUUAAGACUUGAAGCGGAUAUACGCAGCAUCAAAAAAGGAUCAAAACGUGACUGGAGUACUGCCGUAGUUGUCUCUGUGGUUGUGGUCGUAGUUCUUGUACUGGUGGUGGUGGUAAUUGUUGCAGUUUCCCUUUGCAGGACAAGAACUGAAAAUGAUGCUUCAGUCAGACGGCUGAAUGGAAACAACUCAAAAGAAGAAAACGAAGACGAUGUCUCUUUGCAAUUUGAUACCCGUAAGUUCAGUUACAAUGAGCUAAAGACUAUCACAAAUAGCUUCGAUCAGUCGAUUGGCAAAGGUGGGUUUGGAGUUGUCUAUCUUGGCUACUUGGAAGAUGGAACCCCAGUUGCAGUCAAAAUGCGUUCAGAAUCAGCAUUGCAAAGUGCUAACGAGUUCUUAGGAGAGGCUCUACAUCUGAUAAGAGUUCAUCACAGAAACCUGGUCAAUCUGGUUGGCCACUGCAAGGAUAGACAGCACUCAGCGCUUAUCUACGAGUACAUGUCCGAAGGGACUUUACAAGAGAAGCUAAGAGAAAAAUCACCAGACUCCGUACCACUAUCAUGGCGCCAAAGAUUAAAGAUAUUGCUAGACUCUGCUCAAGGCCUGGAAUACCUGCACAAGGCAUGCACGCCUCCCUUGAUCCACAGGGAUGUGAAGACCGCAAACAUACUGCUCAACGGUAACCUAGAGGCCAAGAUAGCCGAUUUUGGUCUGUCCAAGGCCUUCGACAACGACCUCCAGUCCCAUGUGUCCACGAGAGUAGUGGGCACCCCAGGGUAUCUCGACCCCGAGUAUUACACUUCGUUUCAGCUCAGCGAGAAGAGCGAUGUGUACAGCUUCGGCAUAGUGCUCCUAGAGGUUGUCACGGGCCAGCCCCCCAUCCUCCCGGGGAGUGUGCACAUCGCCCAGUGGGCGCGGCAGAGGCUCGCCAAGGGCGACAUUGAGAGCGUCGUGGACGGCAACAUGCUGGGCCGGUAUAACCUGAACUCCGUCUGGAAGGUGGCCGAUCUCGCUCUGAGGUGCACGGAGCAGGCGUCCAGCCAGAGGCCGGCCAUGGCCGAUGUUGUCGCUCAGCUAAAGGAGAGCUUGGAGCUGGAACAGGCCAGCGACAGCGAGCAGUUGCAACGUUCGUAUACCGGAAGUGGCGACCUGCACGGGAAAAUCGGUUAUGCUGCAACUGGGAGGGCGCUAUCUUCAGUGGAUGGUCCUGCAGCUAGAUAG
Messenger RNA from Lolium rigidum, 2712 nucleotides. RefSeq names its product putative leucine-rich repeat receptor-like serine/threonine-protein kinase At2g19230. Gene Ontology annotation, molecular function: ATP binding; protein kinase activity; protein binding. Gene Ontology annotation, biological process: protein phosphorylation. Lineage: Eukaryota; Viridiplantae; Streptophyta; Magnoliopsida; Poales; Poaceae. The transcript is spliced from 13 exons. The record is from RefSeq and is a predicted model, not a curated record. Bases 1 to 2712 code for a protein of 903 amino acids.